GCUUAAUAUACGGGAUCCUUGGGAGACCUGUUUUGGGUGACCUUAUUUUCUGCUGAGUGCAGUCCUCUUUGGGAGGACACCUGGCCACGUCAGAUGCACGGAAUGACAUCACCUGAUGAAGAUCCACGCUGAUUCCUUUUUCACCAACUGGGACUAGAGCAUCAAUCACCAUGCGUGUGCAUGUAUCUGUUGUAGUGUGCGGACUCUUUUCAGGAGAAGCCCAGAGAGGUUUGUCUUGAAAAGGGUAUUCUCCUGAGCACCUGUUUUGGGUGACUUUGUGUUCUGCUGACUUCUGGCAUCCUCAGGUGGACACCUAGAUAUAUCAGAUGCACAGAAUGGAGUCUGUGACCUUCGAGGAUGUGGCUGUGAAAUUCACCUCAAGAGAGUGGGCUUUGUUGGAUUCCAGUCAAAAGACACUCUACAGAGAUGUGAUGGGGGAGACACUUUUGAACUUUAUGUCCAUAGAAAAAGGACUAGAACAAAACAUUGAAGAGAACUACAAAGAUCUCUGCAGAAGUCUGAGAACUCAGUUGAUUGAGAAAGAUUGUGGAUAUGAAUAUAAUAUUCAGUGUGAUGACAACCUUGAGCCAAUUCUAAAGAAUAUGGUUAAUGAAGACAUGCCUCCUGCAAUAACAGGAUAUGAAAGCCAGUUGCAUGUAAGAAGCAUCAUUGGUCAUUCAUUCUCACCUGUAUAUCUCAGAAACCAAUCUAAAGGGGAACAAUCUCACUGUAAGGAGUCCUUUACACAUCAGAAACAUUGGGAAAAUACCAGUCAUUCGGAAUCACUUCAGGUACUUGAAACUUUUCCCAGAGAGAAACCUUAUAAGAAUCAACAAUGUAAGGAAGCCUUUAGGAAUCUCCUUUCUGAUCAGCCUCACAAGAGAACACAAUGUGGAGAUAAACUCAAUGGGAAAAUAUUAAGGAGCUAUACAUGUAGUGCAGAAGAUAAUGGAAUCCAUACAGAAGUGAAAUCGUUUGCUCAUAACCACAGUGAAGAAGCCUUCAUUGAUUCCAGUGACCUUAUCACCCCUGAAAAAAGUCAUAUUGGAGAGAAAAAAUACACUUGUAAACAAUGUGGGAAAACAUUUAAGUAUGCUUCGUGUUUUGAGAAACAUAAAGUAACUCACACUGGAGAGAAGCCUUAUGCGUGUAAGCAGUGUGGAAAAGCCUUCACCAGUUCUAGCUGGUGCAACACUCAUGAGAGGGGUCACAACGGAGAGAAGCCUUACAUGUGUAAGCACUGUGGAAAAGCCUUCAGAAGUUCCAGUUAUUGCAGCAUUCAUGAAAGAACUCACACUGGAGAGAAACCUUACGCAUGUAAGCACUGUGGCAAAACCUUUGCCAUUAUGAGGUCUCGUAACUGUCAUGAGAAAAUUCACACUGGAGAGAAGAUUUAUGCAUGUAAACUUUGUGGAAAAAGCUUCCUUAGUCCCACUUCUUGUAGCAUUCAUGAAAGAAUUCACACUGGAGAGAAACCUUACGCAUGUAAGCAUUGUGGCAAAACCUUUGCCAGUUUGACUGGGUGUAUCACUCACGAAAGAAGUCACACUGGGGAGAAGCCUUACACAUGUAAACACUGUGGAAAAGCUUUCAACAAUUGCAGUUAUCGGAACGUUCAUGAAAGAAUUCACACUGGAGAGAAACCUUAUGCAUGUAAGUACUGUGGCAAAACUUUUGUCAUUUUGGGUUCUCUUAUCACUCAUGAAAGAAGUCACUCUGGAGAGAAGCCUUACGCAUGUAAGCACUGUGGAAAAGCCUUCUCCCAAGCCAGUUAUCGUAACAUUCAUGAAAGAAUUCACACUGGAGAGCAGCCUUACGCAUGUAAGCACUGUGGCAAGACCUUUGCCAUUUUGAGUUCUCGUAACACUCAUGAAAAACUUCAUACUGGAGAGAAGCCUUAUGUGUGUAAGCAUUGUGGAAAAGCCUUUAUCAGUUCUACUUGGUGUAGUGCUCAUGAAAGGGGUCACACUGGAGAGAAACCUUAUGCAUGUAAGCACUGUGGCAAGACCUUUGCCAUUUUGAGUUCUCGUAACUGUCAUGAGAAAAUUCACACUGGAGAGAAGCCUUACACAUGUAAGCAUUGUGGGAAAGCCUUCACCAGCUCUGGCUAUCGUAACAAGCAUGAAAGGGCUCACGCUGGAGAGAAACCUUAAACAUGUAAACAUUGUAGAGAACAUUUGCCAAAUUCAGUUGGUGCUGCAACUCUCAUGAAAGAAUUCACACUGGAGAGAAGCUUUAUGCAUGUAAAACCUGUGGAUAAUCCUUCACCAGUCCCUCUUACCAUAUUACUCAUGAAAGAAUUCACACUGGAGAGAAAGUGUUUUCAUGUAAAGCAUGAGGAAACUGUUCAGUCAACUUUAUGAUCAUUCCAUCAAUGAAAGAAUUCACUCAAGAAUGAAGACUUAUGCAUACAAAAGCUGUGUUCCAGAGACGGCCAUGGCUGUACCUUGUGUUGGCAGCAGGACCUGGUAAUGUGUAAGCAUCACCAAGGUGAUAUUAGUUUUGCAGCCGUGAAGGGAUAAUAGAGACUAGUUGUGACUUGGCACUGUGACAAGAAGAGACCAUGCUUCUGUAGCAUUUGAAGGCCCAAGACUGAAGGGGUCAUGCGAAGAAAUUGAGGCUCGGCAUCAUGACGAGAGCCAGUGAGAGGAUAUCGGUGAAAGUGCAGACCAGUUGCAGCAAGGGACCCCAGCAUUUUGUAUGUGCCAAUACCAUGAGAAGAGCACCAAGAACAGUAGCUGCAGAGGGGUGGAGUCAGCCAGAGUGUGGAAGAUGAACUGUGUGUACUGCGGAGGGCAGAACCGGAUAAGGAACCCAAACCCUUUGGAGGAGUCCAGGAGAUAGUGAGUGAAUCUCAGAUAAUUAAUUGAGUUAUUUAUACUGUUGGACUUUGGUUUUGCUUUCUUCAGAUUGUGUGGGUGUCCUGGUUUUUCUCUCUUGAAGAACGUAUUUAAUUUAAUUUUGACUUUUAAAGGAGGCCACAGAUGAAAGACUUGUACUUUUAAAAGAGAUUGAAUAUUUUCUUUUAUUGUUUCUUUGUGGAUUUUACAUCAUUCUGAUCCCACUUAUUUCCCCAUCUCCUCCCAUCUGUCCUCGGCCCUUGCCGC
Molecule: messenger RNA, 3107 nt
Organism: Microtus oregoni (creeping vole)
Lineage: Eukaryota; Metazoa; Chordata; Mammalia; Rodentia; Cricetidae
Product: zinc finger protein 2 homolog
Exons: 7
Coding region: 327-2153 (608 amino acids)
Biological process (GO): regulation of DNA-templated transcription
Molecular function (GO): RNA polymerase II cis-regulatory region sequence-specific DNA binding; DNA-binding transcription factor activity, RNA polymerase II-specific
Source: RefSeq, a predicted model, not a curated record